Messenger RNA from Sipha flava (yellow sugarcane aphid), 1293 nucleotides. RefSeq lists its product as uncharacterized. Bases 283 to 1206 code for a protein of 307 amino acids. NCBI's taxonomy places the organism in Eukaryota, Metazoa, Arthropoda, Insecta, Hemiptera, Aphididae. The transcript is spliced from 4 exons. The record is from RefSeq and is a predicted model, not a curated record.
UUUCUUUAUUGUGAAUCCAUUGAAUGGUUCGGUAUUGCGUUGUUAUUCUGUGUUAGUAUCGAGUUGUUUAUAUUGGAGCCAGUCCGUUAUUCAAUUUAAAUACUUGAGUGGAUUUCCGGACGCAAAAGUGUUUUUUAUUCCAGUAUUUUAACUAAAAAUGUUAUUCAUACAAUAUUAAAAACAUGUAUUAGGUACUUAAAUGCUACUUUACAUACUACGUGGCCGUGAAAAUCGUUUGUAAUUGCACAGAGGAUAAAACACUUAGCAGAAGAUAUUUCCAAGAUGUCUUCGUACUCGUCGCUCGCCGCCAAGCAUUUAAAUCAGCGGCACGGGAACACGUAUAAGCGCUAUUACACUAAUCCUCAGCUCGAGGAAUGUUAUAACAAAGAUCAACUCAUAGAACAAGUGCAUACGACGUUUCCGUGGUGUCGCGUGGACAAAGUGCACAACGUGUACGCCACACACAUGUACGGCUUGUACCUGUUGCGCAGGGAGGAAAUACGGUUGGAGACCGGAGCGGCCGACUGCGAAAUGACACUGUACCACGUGACCACCGAGCAGAGGGCCAAGGAGUCGCUGGAGCACGGGCUGGACUGGCGGCGGACCAAGCGCUCCAGGUUCGGGCGCGGCGUGUCUUUCAGCGACGACGCAGAUUACGCGGACUAUUUCGCGGACAACAGAACCGGCGAAGUCAAACGUGUGAUAAUGGUUUGCACUGUGCUGGUGCACAAGACGUCUACUAAGAUAGUGAAGCCGAACUCGGGAUUGAGCAUACCGCCCGAAAAUGCAGACACCACGAUGAGCCCCAACGGACGCGUGUACGUCAAAUACAACGACUACGAGUUCUAUCCGCUACAUUUUGUGUACUACGAACGAAGAUUGGAAGACUUAUCGAUGAGCCGUUACUUCAACAAAAAUCACAAGAACAAUUUUAAAAAUGGCCAACUUUUACCCACGACAGCAGAACGGUAUGAACACCAAAGACAGAAUGAAUUGUUGAGGCGGCAAAAGCAGCAGAAACAGGAUGAAUUGCUAAGACGGCAAAGGCAGAGACAGAAUGAAUUUCUAAAGCAGCAAGAGCAGAAAAGAUAUUUUGAGCAAACGAGGCGGCAAGAGCAGCAGAGAAAGCAACAUCAGUACAAUCAUCAGCUCAACAUUCAACAGCGCACCCGAAAUGAAAGAAACAACGGAUGUCUCAUACUUUAAUCUUAAUUUCUAUAUUCUGAUAAGAUAUAAUUAUAUAUUUGGUAAAAUGACAGUUCGUAUUGUAUAAUUAACAAUGAAAAAAAAUUA